Molecule: messenger RNA, 1905 nt
Organism: Zootoca vivipara (common lizard)
Lineage: Eukaryota; Metazoa; Chordata; Lepidosauria; Squamata; Lacertidae
Source: RefSeq, a predicted model, not a curated record
AACGCUCCUUGCGCGGGGCUAGCCGGACACUUUUGCGAAUGGACAGGAAGUCGGCGUUGUCCAGGAAACACUACCUCCCUCUCAGCAGAGGCCUAGCCGGAAGCGAUGCUCAGGACCGCAGAACUGCUUUCCUAACCGCUUUCGCCCCAGACUCGUAAGGUUGGAAGGGACCCUGAGUGCCAUCUAGUCCGACCCCCCCUGCAACGCCUAACGUUGGUCUUGGACCCACAGCCGUGAGAAACAAAAAGAAUCUCAUGUGCUGCUACCGGCUGAGUGAUCCCCGGCCUCCCCUCUAAGAGGGGAGACAAGGAGCGGCGAAGAAGAGCGAAGCGGGCGGCGAUGGCGUUGCAGGCGGCGCACCUGGAGGCCGACGCCUUCCUCGUCUGCAUGGUCCACGCGCUGAGCACUGAGCAAGAGGAGGUCAUGGGCCUCUGCAUUGGCGAGGUUGGUGCUAACCGAAUAGUUCAUAUACACUCCGUGAUCAUUCUACACCGGUCAGAUAAGAGAAAAGAUCGUGUGGAGAUUUCUCCAGAGCAGCUCUCAGCUGCUUCAACAGAAGCAGAGAGAUUGGCUAAGUUAACAGGGCAGCCUACAAGAGUUGUCGGCUGGUAUCAUUCUCAUCCCCACAUAACAGUUUGGCCAUCACACGUAGACCUCUGCACACAAGCGAUGUAUCAGAUGAUGGACCAAGACUUCGUGGGGCUUAUCUUCUCUUGUUUCAAUGAUGACAAAAACACAAAGACUGGCCGGAUUCUGUUCACCUGCUUCCAGUCCAUUCAAGCCCAAAAGAGCUCCGAGUAUGAAAGGAUUGAAAUUCCUGUUCAUAUAAUUCCUCACACUACCAUGGGGAAAGCGUGUCUUGAGUCAAUGAUGGAGCUCCCCAGGAUCUUGUGUCAAGAGGAGCAAGAUGCUUACAGGAAAAUCCACAGCCUUACUCAUCUGGAUCCCAUAACCAAGAUCCACAAUGGUGCAGUGUUCACUAAGAAGCUCUGCAGCCAGAUGUCUGUCAUCAGUGGUCCUCUUAUGCAGUGGCUGGAGGAUCGCUUGAAGAAAAACAAAGAGAAGGUGCAGGAACUGCAGCAGGAGAAAGAGAAACUUCUGGAGGAACUCGCUGCCUUGGAGGGAGAAGAAGAAAAAAACCUCAUGGCCUAAGAAACAGCCAACCCUCCUAUCUUGUUGGGUACAUUCUGUGCGUGAUGCAGCACAGAAGCUUCAGUCAAGCGGUUAAGCUCACCACACAAAACAUUUGUUUAGCAGAAACAUUUGCUGUUUACUGUGGACAGCUACCUUAGGCAGCUACCUUAGGUGGGUUUUGGUUCGAUUUGAGAUGCUCCAUCAAUCUCUGCCAUUUUGACAGUAUUUCAGCUGGGACAACUUUUAGGAGUAUAAAUAAAAUUCUGGGUACUCAUCUUUCCAGUAGAUAUUCUCCCAUACCAUGAGAUAGAAAAGGCAUUCCAAUAUUAUUUAAAGAGUUAGAAUAUUUCAGUAUGGGUGCAGAACUCAUCGGUUGGACUUAACUUUUGGAGCUCCAGUACAGAAUGGGAAAUGGAGGAAUGUCAGAAACAUGCAAUCUAUCUAGAGGAGCUAGUCAAGAAUGUCCUUUAUUCCCCGUGCUCUUUGCCAUUGUGAUUGAAGCUUUGGCUAUAGCAGUAAGAGAAAAUGUACACAUCAAUGGGAUAUAAUAUGGCUCUUUAGAUACUAAGAUAAUUCUUUAUGCUGAUGAAGUGGUUCUCACAGUCUCACCCAAAGAAGAUUUAUCAAAAAGUCAUAAGGUUAUUGUCUAGUUAAUAGUGAGACAUCAGUUUUCCCCCCCUGUUUUUCGCUGUUCUUAUUUUAUCUGUAUGCUGCCUUAAAUUCCUGUUGGGGGUGGAAUGUGGGAUAUAAAUAAAUAAGUAGAUGAUACAA